UCCAACAUGGCUAGCUCCUUCAUCUCAGUCAGUGUGAGUUGUCAGUUGGGGCAGAUUUAGGGCUUGUAGGUGCUGGAACCCCGGAGAAGCUCGGAAAUCCAAUGCAAAAAUGAUAUGCUUCGGGGAAGUGAACUGGGCCUGUAGAACCAGAUGAAUAUUAUCGCAUGGUCUGUGACUAAGGGCGCGGUUCAUGUGCCCAGUUCCCACGGUAUCAGUGGGGUGAAUUGCUGAUCGACAACUCGGAACGGAUGCUUUACGCAAACUGCGAAAAAUUCGAGUGGUGCUGGACAAAGAGAGCUCACUACAGAUUACUGGCACGCCUAGAAAUUUUUGUAUUGGCGAGCGUGAGGGGAAGCGAUUAGUUCGGCCUGGAUUACUAUUGGAUUUUCGUCGCUGGGUUUUUGUGAUGGUGUUUUAGUUUGCGGAGAUUGUAGGAGUUGAUGACAGACGGCGUAUAUGGGACUGUUUUAUUCUCUCACAGCAUUCCUAUGUUCAGGAAAUUGACAGUCCGACUUGGAUGUCAGUGUGAUUCCAUCGAUCCCACACCUUGGUGUGCCAAUGGGUCAGUUAGAUGGAAUGCAACAAGAGGAGGGAGGUCCUGUGGCCUUGCUUAGACUUCAUAACUGGGCCAGUACACCUCUUCCUAUUUCCCUCUUCAAUUUUGGUGCUCUUUCAUCCUCCCGAGCACGCCUUGCUCUUCUCUCCCACAAACAGCAGGCUGUAAUUGUACCUCUCGUUCCCAGAAAACAUGAAGAAGCUGCGACGUGCUCAGAAUCUUUGGUUUCCUCACCGCUGCGCAGCUUGGCAUCCCCAGCAUCCACAUCCAUUGGAUCCUCUGAAGUUUAUUCUGCAGGGGCACAGAUCGAAGCUCCUUCCACUCCCCAUCAUUCAUUGCGUUCCGAGAGCCAUGAAUCAAGGACCACUCCGUCUUCCGAGUUUCGGUUUUCUUUAGGACCACAAUUCACACCCUAUGGAACUCCUGCAUUUGUUCCCAGGCGCCUGUCCAGUACAUUUCAUGGAAACUCCGUUGUCCAACCUCAUCCAGCCACUCCUUACUUCACUCCAUCUGCUUCCACUCCUCUUUGUACUUCCUCCCCGACGUCGUUACAACAGGCCUCAGCGCCAAGCUUUGUUGUGAAGUCCAACGGAGCAACUAAGCUAUCUUCUUCUUUUAGUAUAAUUGAUGGUAUUGACUGCUUCGCAUGGGCAUGCUGCGGGGACGAGUCUGCUGCGAAUUUAGAAGCUAGACCCUUCAACGACAUACUUUUUACAGCAGGGAGAGAUGGUUUGGUACUUCAUGCUUUCCGCAAUUAUGAUGGUGAGGGAGUUAGCACGGUGGACCACACAUCAGAUAAUGGUGGACAAUUGCGACUGGACUCGAGGGAGACUGAAGAUGGUGACAAGAAGGGUAAAUGGCGGAAUUGGAAAGAGCAGGAAGAAAUCAAAGACUCUGUUGAUGAUCGUGGCAAAAGAAAACUAUGCUUUCGAGACGAUAACAAUACUAAUACAGAUGAUUUAAGCAGCGAAGGAGUGGUACCGAGCGUUGGCAUAGUUGGCGGGUCUUCAUUUCAGUCCUUCAUCGUAAAUGGGCAACUCGAGCCUUUGAAGGACGAGUUGCAUAUGGAGUUUCUCAAACAUCAACCUUGGCCUGCAUUAGCCGAGUGUAUCUCAUUCUCCAUGUCCUAUUCAUCUCCUUCCUUUUCACUCCUUAGUAAGUUUGCACAAGCAACCACCCAAAGUGCACAGGUUCCAGGAGAGUCUGGCUGUAAUACACCAGAGCAGGAUUUACAGAUUGUAAGGUUGCUGUCCAGUCCUAUCCAGAACCUUGUAGCACUUAUACUGGUGGAGAAGUCUGCAGUGCAUGUUCCAGAAGACGAAAUAGUGGCAGGGGAAAAACUUACAGUUGGAUCAACAACGAGGGAAUUCAAAUCUCUUGAUGAUUUUAGUGCUGUGAUUACAGGGGUUUAUUGUCAGGAAUUGAAGGUCCUUUCGCGCAUCCUUUCCCAUGACACAAGAGCAGGGCUCACGAGAAAUGUACCAUGGACAGAUUUUCAGCUAUCCGACAGUGUUUUUGUAGCCUUGAAAGAAGAUGGAAUGGUUUUUUUGUGGAAUUUAUUUGCAGGAACUUUUAUUACGAAAAUUGAUAUCCCGCAAUUCUGUAGAGUAGAUUUAAAGAUCGAACACGGGAAGAAGUCUUUUGAGACGCCAUUUGGCGAAGACCAUGAAUUUAAGCAUGCCACGAGUGAGGGCGUUGCACCUCAAGAGACUCUCGAGGGUUUAACGACAACUGUUGGAGGUUCUGAUGUUGGAGCCAAGAACCGGUUCUACCAAGUUACGGUAACUGCUGACUCUUCAUUGUUAGCAAUUAGUGAUGCUAAUGGGAUUAUAUCUUUAGUCUCUAUUGAUGAUUACUUUGCAAGCGAUACGUUCAUUUCGUCAGAAACUCCUGGGAAUCGAGGUGCUGAGUGCCACGCUACGAAGCCAUUGACCAUUUAUGAAGUAGCGGGAUCAGAUAUAGGUGGCGCAAAUCAUGGAAGUGCUAUUCCAUACCGAAAUUGGAAUAAUUGGUCAUUUGAGGGUGGAAAUUCUGGCACUGGCACGUCUUUCAAGCAUGAGGCAUGUCACUCGUCUUUGCCUACCUUUGUGAAAAACAGCUUUAGCAACUGUGCUCUGGGAGCAAGUGGUUUUACAUCCAGGGACCGUGUCACCCAAUACCAGAUUCGAGGAUUAGGCCUGGUCCAUACACAAUCGCAGCCUCUGAGAAGGUUAUUCGUGCCCAACGAGCCUUCGAGGGGAUUGCUUGGGAUGGCUUUGAGUCCAUACAGCAUCACGUGUGCUGUACUUAACACUUUCGACAAGUUCAUUUUUUCUCAGCAUGGAUUGCGCAUUAAACAUGGACUAUUAGAUGAGUCUCAAAUGAACGACAAUGAAGGCUUCUCUAAGUUUCAAAGUGAAUUCUCCUUAGGCGACGUUUUGAUGUUCAGCUCUCAAGGGUGUUUAUAUAUUAUAUCUCAAACAGGGCUACAUGUAGUUCUUCCUCCUGUGGCAAGUCAACAACAUCAAUUGCCAGGUACUAAGUGGCGAAGUGGAAUAGGAAUGAAAAAUGGGUCAAGGAAAUGGGACUGUUUGCUGCCUCUAGAAAGCCUCAAACCCGUUCCUCGGCAGUGGCAGACAGAAGUGUUGGACAGGUGCCUUGUCUUCAACAGCGUGAAGGAGGCAGAACAAUUGUGCUUGGAGAACGGAUGGAGCAUACAGCUUAUGAGGUUUCGGAGAUUGCAACUUGCUCUGGACUAUGUUCAAGUGGAUGAAGUAGAGGAGUCGUUGGAGGCUCUUGUGCAGGUUGGGGUUGCGGAAGCGGGAAUACCACAGGUGCUACUUGCUGCUAUUGAACUUAUAGCUAAUUCUUUUGGAUCCGACAACGAGCUUGCCCAAGCCUGCAGGCUUCUUGAAUUGGCAGCUAGAUUCUCAACAAGGCUUAUUCGAUCUCAUGGGGUUUGGGAGCGACAACGCUCCAGGUCUAGUAAAACAAUAGUUCCUGCGUUGUCUGCACGAUUCCCACCCAAGAACCUGUCUAAUCUCAAGCCUGUAGAUCAUGUUAACGAACUUUCUCGACUGCUUGAGGUGAUUCGAAGUGUACAGGGGCGAUUACAGUCUAAACGCAAUGGACCAAGUAGAAGCGUUAAGGCGGAUGCGAGCAAUGAAGCAGUUGCAUCAUCAGGAGAUUUGCUUAGCAAAACAAAGCCAAUCAUUGAACUCCCCCCUGAAAAUGCUGUGCAAAAUGCUGAACUAGAGAAUGUGCUUAUCAAUAAGGAGGAGCAACCUAAAAUGCUUCUAGCCUCUGAAGAUAGUGUCACUUCAGGUGCUUUAGUGCCGACAGGAAUACUAGUUGGUUCUGGGAGUUCUUGGGGUGCCCCUACUGGUGGUUCCUUUGAUGGAAAGAUUAAACGAGGAUCAGCGCCUGAAAGUGCUGGGGACAUGUUUGCACGCUGGGAGAGUGAGGACGUGGAUGCUGAAAUUGUUGUACGAGAUGCUUUACGCGCUGGACGUGUUCCUCUGGCUGUUGUACAGCUACAUAAAAUCCGGUCUAGGGAAUAUUUGAGUGGUUCUCAUACCCAGCGGCCCCAGAUGAUUGAUGUGUUUCAGGAUGUUCAGGGAAUCGGGCGAGGAAUCGUGUACGAGUUGUUGUGCAAGGGUAAAACAGCUCUGGCAAUGGCAGCUUUGCGAAGGCUGGGUGAGGAGAUUGACGUUGCUCUCUAUGAGCUAGCAUUCGGAACUGUUAGGCGAGGUCUUCGGAAGCAAAUGAGGGCAGAGUUGCGGCGCAGUUCUAAUCGUUUGGGUUCUCGGGACUCUCAACUCCUCGAAAUCGUUGCAUAUUUAGAGGAUCUCUAUCCUAUCAGCAGUUUUCGCAGCUCGUACCGCAGUAAGAAGAUAAAAUCUUCUAGCCAUACUGUAGAGGUGCCUUCGUCAAAUGAAGACGAUGAUCAAUCAUUACAAUUAAGGUGCGGCAGUGGAUUGGUUAGCCCAUUUAUCCUACGGUGUGGGGAGGUAGAUGGAGUGGUCCUGGGGUCGUGGAAUUAUGCAGCUCCUCCUGAAGUUUCAGAUGGUGCAGAUGGGAAUCAAGCAAACCCAGCUGCGGGGUACCUGGUAACGGCUGCUGUGUGGUUGCACGCUUGGGACGAGGUGACUGUAGACCGGGUAAUAUUGGAUCAAUCACUUGUCACUGAAGAACAUAGAUCUUGGGGUGCUCAGCUGGAAUACCAUGUUGUACACAACGACUGGUCCCAGGUCUCGGCCUUACUAGACGACAUCCCUCAUUCUGUUCUUGACGAUGACGAACUACGAGUGCAUCUUGAUACAGAUGAGGACGUUGAAUAUCUGCACGAUGAAUGCAAACAUCCGGAUCUAGAUUUAUCUGAUGAGCAAUCACCAAGAGCACAACAUUGUGAAGAAAUAAUGUGCUGCAUACCUAAGGUGCAUAUUUUGAGUAUCAACAUGCGGUCCAUGUGCAGUGCUUGGUUAUGGCACAUGAUGGAAGUGAAGCUUGCCAGAAGCCAGAUAUUCUUACGCACACAUUGGCAAGGAACUUCUGAACUUGUGUCGUUGAUAGCAUCUGCCGGAUUUCUUUUCCAACGUGGUUCUGGAAAGUCAUCCGGCACCACUAGUAAACAACCAUCAUCUUUGAUUGGGGUCCCUAGGAAGGAAACUGUUCACAAAGACACUGUUAAAGCACUGCAUGAACUUGUGGUUCGGCAUUGUGUGAAGUACUCACUUACCAAUCUCUUGGAGCGAUAUCUGAAUUACCACUCCCUAGCUCUCGUUAAAGGGUCCGUGGCUGAUAUGCAAUCUGUUGUGGGGAAUUGCAACUGGGCACAGUGGCUCCUUCUUUCACGCUUGAAAGGACGGGAGUACGAUGCUUCUGUUGCGAAUGCUUUUACUGUCUCUGGAAAAGAUUUAACCUCUGGCCAUGGGUCAGGAGAUGGCGGCGGAUUAAAAUCUAUGAUGGGGGAAAGCAGUUUGUUGCAGAAUAGAGAAAUAUUUGCAGUUGCAACCUUUAUGUAUGGACCCUUGCCUAUUCAGAAGUGCUUAGUAUUGGACAGUGUCAACAGGGAGGACCUCCGCCCAUGGCAGUGUUUGAUGGUGGAUCUUCAACCUGGGCUUCAAAAAUUUCCUACUCUGUACCACACCCUCUUCGCUGCAUGUUAUGGACACGAUGCAUGGAGUUUUGUUCGGCCUCUUGGACCCAAAACAGGAAGAAGUAUGAAGGGUUUGUCUGGUUACUUGGAAUGGCGAGAAUCUAUGUUCAGAUCUGCAGCGGACGAUACGUCAUUGAGAGAAUUAUUGCCCCGUUGGCUACCAACAAGUGUCCGCCGUCUCCUCCAACUUGCUAUUCAGGGAGCUGUUGGAAAAAGUCAUGUGGCUAUUUCACAAGGAAAUGAUACAACACUUGGAUCCGUGCCAGACACGGGCCCUAGAGAGCAUGCAGCUCGAAGAGUAGGUAUGGAGGUGGAAGAAGCCACCGUUUCAAAUUGGGAAGAAUCUACACAGAUGACUAUUAAGGGAGAGUUACACGCUGUUUCUCCGGAGGAGGCUGGUAUGGAGGCUGAGCUUCAUCUUCGAAGGGGUCGUCCUCUUGCAGCAUUCAACUCGCUUCUUUCCACGCGGCUGCAUAACUCAGGCUCCUUCAACUUACAACUAGAUCGGCAAUCCUUUUAUGACCCUCAAAACCUUUUAUCAAAUCUAACGGAAACUGAAGAAUCCAUUAUUUCUUCGGUACUCCCUCUAGCUAUCACAAGUUUUGAGAACAUCAAUGUGGUGGCCGCUUGUGUAACUUUCAUAGAGCUUUGUGGCCUUUCAGCACAACUCCUGCAAGUGGAUGUUGCAGUUCUUAGUCGUAUAUCCUUCUACAUUAGAGACCAAGAGCAUAAGGACGGUAGCCUGAAUCUAGGAUCGCAGGAAAUUGCAGCUAAUGAAUAUGCUAGAGCUGUUUUGAUGAGAUCUCUAGUUGAAGGGCUUGCAGAGGAGUACACUAAUGCCGGCAUCGGAAUACUUAACGGCAAAGUAGUGGCGAAUACAAGGCCUCGAGAGCCGUUGAUGGCUAUUUUGCGGCUACUUGAGAAGUCUAGUUUGAAUCACGAUGGCCUAAAGAAGCUAGAGAGCAAUGCCGGAGCUUGGCUCAUGAAUGGAGUUGGUGAUGGUGCUGAGUUAAGAACUGUGCAACGAUCGAUGAGUUCACGGUGGAGUCUUGUGACAGCUUUCUGUCGUGGACAUCAGCUUCCUCUGAGUACAACUUAUCUGGCAACAAUAGCCAGAUACAAUGAUUGGGUCGGAUUUUUAGCAGAGGCUCAGAUUGAAAGUUGCCCCCUAGAUAUCCUUGUUGAUGUGGCAUCCAAAGAAUUCGUAGAUUUGCGUCUUCGCAGCCACAUCUUGACUGUGCUAAAAUGCCUACCUACGGCUUCACCAAAACCACCAACAACUUAUGGAAACGUUUCGCACUUUUCAUCAGGUUUUGCAGGUGAAACGCUGGCUACUUUUGAGAGUGAUGCGCCACGAGAGUUAUUUUUCAUCUUAGCAGAGUGUGAGACAAAAAAACAAGCAGGUCGAGAACUCUUGUGCAGAGCCAAAGUUUUGCGAUGGCCACUGCUCGCUAUUGUGGCGUCGUGUUUUACUGAUGUGACACCCUUAUCAUGCCUGACUACAUGGCUGGAAUUAACAGCUGCCAGGGAAACUUCUGCAAUCCGGGUGAAAGAUGUUUUCACUCAAGUUUCUGCUCCUGUGGGAGCUGCUGUGGAAUCAACAAAUGCUCAGCUUGAAAACAGUACCUGCGCAGUCGGAUUUGACCGGAGAAACCCAAAGAGGCAGUGUUGCGUGUCAUCAUCAAAUGAUAUAGUAGCAGCGAAAGAAGUCAAGAAACCCGCUGCUGAAAUAGGUCCUCGGGAGGCAACCCUUAGACAUACUACCAAGUUGGUAAAUGAGGUUGGUGCUAGACAGAAGGAUAAGGUAAUCAACUCCUUUGGGUCAACCGCAGCUGAAGAACAGGAGUCUUUGGCAGCCAUGGUGGCUGUUCUGUGCGAGCAGCAACGUUUUGUUCCCUUGCUUCGAGCGUUUGAGUUGUUUACACCUACAUCACCGCUUUUGCCAUUUAUUCGAUUCUUACAGGCUUUUGCUCAAAUGCGUAUUUCUGAAGCGGGGGCUCAUUUGGCAUCUUUCUCACACUGCCUUAAAGAGGAUUAUCGCAAGCAGCAUAGCCAGUAUUCUAGAAAUACGAAGGGUAACACAGUAUGGAUUACAGCAGCGGCUGUGGCAGCUGCAGAUGCCAUGUUAGAUGCAUGCCCAUCUUCGUAUGAGCGCCGUUGCCUUUUGCAACUACUUUCAGCCGCAGAUUUUGGGGAUGGUGGCUUAGCAGCCAUUCGAUUCCGCAAAUUAUAUUGGAAGAUGCAAUUGGCAGAGCCAGAUUUACGUUCUGGAUCAGGCUUGUUGGCUAAUGCAAAGGAUCUUGAGGAUGAUGUAUUGCUUCAGGAGUUGGAGAAGAAUGGUCAGUGGGAGGAAGCCCGGAGUUGGGCGGGACAGCUGGAUCUCAGCUCACAACGCACCAGCUCUGCUCUUCAUCAUGUAACUGAGACUCAAGCAGAAGCAAUGGUAGAGGAGUGGAAAGAGUUGCUGUGGGAUGUGCCAGAGGAACAUGCUGCUCUUUGGGGUCAUUGUCAAGCACUUUUCAUGAGGCACUCAUAUCCUCCGUUGCAGGCAGGUUUGUUCUACUUGAAACAUGCGAAUGCAGUAGAAGGGCAGGUUCCAACCACAGAACUACAUAGUAUUCUCUUGCUAGCCCUCCAGUGGCUUAGUGGCUCGUUCAAUAAUUCCUCUCCAGUCUAUCCGUUGCAUUUGUUGCAUGAGCUAGAGAUUCGAAUAUGGCUUCUUGCAGUUGAAGCUGAAGUGGAGGCACAAGCUGGUCGAGAUCAGGAAACUAUUCUGUUGGGGCGGUCUGGAGUGUUUAGCACCGUUGGACUUCGGAAUGGAGAACUUGAUUCUGGAAAUCCUGUCGACCGUACAGCAAACGCUGUUGCAGCUGUUGACAGUCAUUUGAGAAGGUUCAAUACGAGGUCUCAAGCUGAUAUUGUAGCCGAAGAGAAUGAUCGUGCGUUGUCUCGUUCUCGAAGCAUUCAAAUUGGGGAGAUUAGCAGCUCGCAGGGUGGGUCAGUUGCAAGGAUGAAACGUAGAAGCAAGCAGUUAAGACGUUCACAAAUGGACAAUACGGAAGAUGGUUCUCCUAGCUCUCCAGAAGAAAGUCGAAGAAUUAGCAUUGAUCGUCAUCAUAGUUUUGAUCGACGUGAAAGUAUCAAUCGCUCUAACAGCGGCGAGGAUCGAGAGAUUCUUAGCAGGCAUCUCAGCCUUCCAGUUGACGAAGAUCGGAUUAGAGACCCACAAAUUAACGACGGCCAGAUGAACCUUUCAGAGGACCAUGCUCCAAUGCGCGAUGUUGAAACAAGAGGGUGGGAAGAACGAGUUGGAGAAGGAGAAGUUGAAAGAGCAGUUUUAGCUCUGGUGGAAGUUGGCCAGAUUACUGCAGCCAGACAGUUGCAGUUGAAGCUGGCUCCUACACAUGUUCCUCUGGAGCUUCUUCUUGUUGAAGCUGCUCAGAAGAUUGCAACUGUGUCUGUGCCUACAGCAAAGGGUUCUGUUCCUGCAUUCCUUCAUCCAACAGUGGUAGAAUGUCUUCGUUCCUCUGGUAUCUUUGAAACUUCUGAUUCAGUUACUUCCAUGCAGGUGUUGAAGGUAUUGACAAAUGCCUGUCCAGAGGGUUGUGGACGUGGUCAUUGCCAAAGAAUUGCUGCAGUGGCUCAAAUCGGACAUUUCUUGGGUCUCUCCUAUACAGAAGCAACUUCAAAGACGCCUCCCCAACUACUGCAACUACUCUCACUUAAGGGAAAAGAAGCACUUCCUCAGGCUAAGUUGCUGGUAGACACUCACGUAAUACAAGCACCAGCCAUUGCAAGGAUCCUAGCUGAAUCCUACUUGAAGGGACUUUUAGCAGCGCAUCGUGGAGGUUUUAUGGAGUCUUCAUACAGAGAAGAAGGUCCGGCGCCGCUGCUGUGGAGGUCCUCUGAUUUCAAAUUAUGGGCUCAGCUGUGUCCAGUUGAACCUGAAGUUGGACAUGCACUAAUGCGUUUGGUCAUCAGUGGCCGUGAAAUCCCACAUUCGUGCGAGGUGGAGCUUAUCAUCUUGGCGCAUCAUUACUAUGAAAUAUCUGCAUGCUUAGACGGGAUUGAUGUAUUAGUUUCCUUGGUUUCCGCACGUGUGGAUUUAUAUGUUAUGGAGGGCGAAUUUGCUCUUCUUGCACGACUUGUCACGGGUAUCAGCAACUUUCACAGACUCCGCUUCAUACUGGAUGUCUUAAUCGAGCAUGGUUCUUUGCAACUUCUUCUUCAGAAGAAACCAUUCUUUGAUCCAGCAAUAGAAACUUCACCACUUUCUGUUCGUGGAUUCUGUAUGGCUGUACUUUCAGCCCUCAAGCGCUUUAAUGUCAAUGACCAGGAUGCCUUGAUACAGGUGUACAAUCAUUUCAAUAUGCCGCAGGAAAUGGCUAUUUUAUUACUUAUGCGGGCACGAAAAUCUGUGGAGAAAUGGGUAGACCAUACUGACCCUGAACAUUGUGAAGAUGUGCUGGAAUCAAUGCGCUUGUACGUGGAGGCAGCGGAAGCAUUUUCAAAUAUUUCUGCUGGCAGGAAUACCAGUAUGUGUUGUGCACAAGCGUCACUCAUAUCUCUUCAAUUACGAAUCCCGGAGCUAACGUGGCUUAAUUUGUCGGAAACAAAUGCAAGGCGUCGGCUGGUCGAACAGCCCCGCUUUCAAGAGGCUCUUAUUGUGGCCGAGGCCUAUGAUCUCAAUCAAACAGAAGAAUGGGUGCCUGUAUUAUGGAAUCAGAUGUUACAGUCAGGUCGUAUCGAUCAAUAUUUAUCAGACUUUGUUGCGUCUCUCCCCCUUCCAUUCACCCUCCUUAUGGAAUUGGCCCGGUUCUAUCGUGCGGAGGUCUCUGCACGAGGAGAUCACUUGGAUCAUUAUACUAAAUGGCUUACUUCAGGUGGAGCUCCUCCAGGUGGCUCGACAUAUUUGGCCAAGUCCAUGAGGUUUUUAUUAAAACUUGUCCGAGAUAUUAAGUCGCGUGUUCAGCUGGCCACCGUUGCGACUGGGUUCUCUGAUAUUGUUGAUGCUGGCAUGCAAGCCCUAGAUAAGGUGCCAGAUUCUGCAGGGCCCUUAAUCCUACGAAAAGGCCAUGGCGGCACCUACAUCCCUCUUAUGUAGUAUGAUUUUGAUUUGGUACACGUCUCCUACUAUGACUUGAUGAGUGGGCAUUCAAUACGAUUUACAAGCAUGACAAGCAUUUUCUCAGCCUGACCACGGCUACAGAUAUUAUUCAAGGCUGAAAACUUGAACUGAUGUUUCACCAAGAGCAGCAGUGGUGGAUACAUGCACCGUGAGUCAUGCAGGGAUUGGAUAAGCCCUUUGCCAAUAUAUCACAUUGCUGUUUUAGAAUGGAAGGGCGAGGUUCCUAUUAACUAGGCUUCCCACUCACGGGGUAUUCUUGCGUCAUUCAUUUGCGAUAUUUACUUACACUAGUGAAAGUGUGUAUAUUAGUUGGGCUCCUUCGUAAUAAGAAGCGAGGUGUGCAUAUCGGUGUUUGCAGAUGUAGUUUCAGGAUGCGACAUUGAACUGUAAAUGUUGUAUCAUUCAUUAUACCAGCAUUGUAUUCCUGUGACUUUUGCAGAUGUGGGUGUAUAAUUUACCUCUCGUUCUGAAA
This is a messenger RNA of Physcomitrium patens, 11293 nucleotides long. RefSeq lists its product as uncharacterized. Lineage: Eukaryota; Viridiplantae; Streptophyta; Bryopsida; Funariales; Funariaceae. The record is from RefSeq and is a predicted model, not a curated record. Gene Ontology annotation, cellular component: cytoplasm.